This is a messenger RNA of Polychytrium aggregatum, 1628 nucleotides long. RefSeq lists its product as uncharacterized. Bases 95 to 1408 code for a protein of 437 amino acids. The transcript has 2 exons. Gene Ontology annotation, molecular function: protein binding. The record is from RefSeq and is a predicted model, not a curated record. NCBI's taxonomy places the organism in Eukaryota, Fungi, Chytridiomycota, Chytridiomycetes, Polychytriales.
CUCCUCGCCACUACCAUCACCAUCACCAUCACUAUCAUCAUCACCAUCCCCAUCACCGCCCUCUCCUGCACCGAUCAAGGCAUGCACACUGGACAUGGACAAUCGAUUAGAUCCCUAUCCCAAUAGCCCGUGGCUCUGCGGCCAGCAAAUCUCCUGCGAUAGUCUGGUAUCGCUAGACGAAGCCCUCCCGCUCCUCCGUGCUCAGGAUCCCUAUCAUGACACCAGCGACCUGGACGAAUAUGAGAACGAGCCCGAGCUCUCCCAAGUCAGCUCCUCGACGCUCUCCGAGACGCUGUCGUCCACUCUCUGCUCGAGCCCAACCGAGCCCACGCUCUCGCCCCAGGCCAGUCCGUUCGCCUAUCUCAAGCGCAUGCUGUCCCAGUCGUAUCGGCGGACCUUUCGCCUCUUUGAGCACUCGGCCGAGAUGGGCAACGUCGAGGCUCAGUACAAGCUGGCAAUGUGCUACAUGAAGGGCCACGGCAUCCAUCGCAACUUUGACGAGGCCUUCCACUGGCUCACCAAGGCUGCCCAGCACAACCACGUCGAGGCCCAGGCCACCCUGGGCGAGUGCUUCGAGGAUGGCCUCGGCACCCUUCCCGAUCUGCCUCGCGCCCUCUACUGGUACUCCACCGCCGCCCUCAACGGCUCGGCUCUGUCCAUGACCAACCUGGCCCGCUGCUACGAGCUCGGUCUGGGUACGGCUCCCAAUGCUGCCCUGUCUCUGGAAUGGUACCGCAAGGCAGCCCUGCUCGGCAGCCGCACCGCCAUCGUCAAGUACGCCGUCGCCCUGCUCGCCAAGAGAGGCCUCGAUCUGACGCAGCUGCAGUCGCUUGAUUGGUUCCGCAAGAGCGCAUCCGUUUCGGAGGCCGAGUCCAGAUACCGCAUCGGGCUCUGCUACAAGGACGGCAAGUCGAUCCCGCGGGAUCUGCAUGUGGCCGCAGAGCACUUUACCAUGGCGGCCCUGGCCGGACAUGCCGACGCCCACUACGAGCUGGGCUUGCUCUAUCUGCGCGACUUUCCACCCGAAGGCCACGAUCCAACCCUCGCCGUCCGCCAUUUGCGCAUUGCCGCUGAGCGCGGACAUAGCUAUGCACAGGAAGCCCUUGCCGAGUGCCUCGAAGCCGGUCUCGGCCUAUCUCCCGACCUGGACCAGGCCCUGGCUUGGUACCGCCUCGCCUCCGAUCAAGGGUGCAUCAAGGCCAUGAAACGCCUGGCCGAGCUGCUCCAGGAACACAGCCCAGGCCAGCCAAGAAAGCGCUCGCGACAGUCCCUCGGCUCGACCCAGACAAAGCCCUUCUUCUUGAGUCUCAGUCGAAGGUCUCCCAAGCCAUCUAUACCUGCAACAGGCAACGUCUCGUCUCUCGGCCCAUCCGAACCAAUUGAAAUGGCUCCCCUUGGACCGGUCUGAUGCGAAUCUGCGAACGUCAUCGCCUGAGGCCCUGGCCAGUGCCCCUUUCCUUCCGGGCUUCCCACCACCACCUUCCUUCAGUAUCGAAGACGACAACCCUUCACGGACCUGCAGUGCUCCUCCUCAGACCCUGGGCAAAUCAACUCUGCCCCACUCGACCGUGUGUACCUUUCGCCCACAUGUCCGUGCCGCCGAAUCAGCGUCACCUCCUCUUCCUCCU